UUGCGCUUUGUGAUUGGUCCGGCGGCUUUUGGGACCUGUCAUGUGUCCCAGGUGCCGCCUUACCAUUCACAAAGAGCACCGCUUCUUGCGCAUGCGCACUGGGCACCCGGCUGUCAAGCCGAGCGCCCACACUACAGCAGCCGGGAAGACAGCGCGCCGCUGGAUAGAGGAACAGGUAAGGUCCCGCUGCAGAGCUGAGCGGCCGGCCCGGUAUUCUGACACGACGGCAGUGGAAAUACCGGACUGGCCGCUCCGUAUGACGCAC
This is a messenger RNA of Staurois parvus, 265 nucleotides long. Lineage: Eukaryota; Metazoa; Chordata; Amphibia; Anura; Ranidae. The record is from the annotation of a GenBank genome assembly.